AUGUCCGGGCGCGGCAAGGGAGGCAAGGGGCUCGGAAAGGGAGGAGCCAAGCGUCAUCGCAAGGUGCUCCGCGAUAACAUCCAGGGUAUCACCAAGCCGGCCAUUCGCCGUCUUGCUCGCAGGGGCGGGGUGAAGCGUAUCAGUGGGCUGAUCUACGAGGAGACUCGCGGCGUUCUUAAGAUCUUCUUGGAGAACGUCAUCCGCGACGCCGUCACCUACACGGAGCACGCCCGGCGUAAGACAGUGACCGCGAUGGACGUGGUGUAUGCUCUGAAGAGGCAAGGAAGGACUCUCUAUGGGUUUGGAGGUUAG
Messenger RNA from Linum tenue, 312 nucleotides. Lineage: Eukaryota; Viridiplantae; Streptophyta; Magnoliopsida; Malpighiales; Linaceae. The record is from the annotation of a GenBank genome assembly.